Zeugodacus cucurbitae (melon fly) is the source of this 1331-nucleotide messenger RNA. RefSeq names its product glycosyltransferase-like domain-containing protein 1-like. The coding region runs from base 151 to 1269 and encodes 372 amino acids. The record is from RefSeq and is a predicted model, not a curated record. Lineage: Eukaryota; Metazoa; Arthropoda; Insecta; Diptera; Tephritidae. Gene Ontology annotation, molecular function: glycosyltransferase activity. The transcript is spliced from 5 exons.
GCUAUAUUUACAAUUAAAAUUUUUUUUUGGAAAUUUCUUUCAAUUAAAAUAUCAAUGAAAACCAGCGGUACCUAUUUAUGCAACCCUCCAUGCCACACAUACCAGCACAAGUGAUUUUGUGUGCCACCGCAAACAGAUGAGCACGCUGCCAUGUCAAAGCCAUCAAUAUUAAUCAUAGAACCGUUUUUUGGAGGUAGCCACAAGCAGCUGAUCGAUACAAUCAUCGAGUGCUUAAACAUCUGUGACUAUGAAAUAUUUAGUCUUCCAGCGAAGAAAUGGCAUUGGCGUGCGCGUACCGGCGCUUUAUAUUUCUCACAAAUCAUACCGGUGGAUCAUGAUUACAAAGUGCUUUUCACCAGCUCAGUGCUGAACUUGGCUGAGCUGUUAGGCGUACGUCCAGAUUUGGUUAGCUGUAAGAAAAUUGUUUAUUUUCAUGAAAACCAAUUGGUGUAUCCGGUGCGUGAGGUUAAGGAGCGUGACUGUCAAUAUGGUUUGAACCAGAUACUAACAUGCCUUUCAGCCGACAAUAUUAUCUUCAAUUCGAAUUUCAAUCGCACCUCCUUUCUGGACAGCAUUACACCAUUUCUCAACAUACAGCCCGAUUUUAAAUUGAAGCACAUACGCGAUAAAAUUGAGAAAAAGUGUGAAGUGUUAUACUUUCCUAUCAAAUUCCACGCUUUCCCAAAUAAACGACUGAUGAUUGGUGGUGCGGAGCCAUCUCUCACCUCAUUAAUGAGUGACAAAGACUGUUUGCAUCUGAUUUGGCCACAUCGCUGGGAGCACGAUAAGAAUCCAAAGCUGUUGGUUGAGGUGCUAUUGGAACUUAACAAGCGACAAGUGGACUUUAAAGUGUCAAUAUGUGGUGAAAAUUAUCAGGCAGCACCGGAGUCCUUCGAUGGCUUACAAGAUAAAUUGGGUGCAAAAUUAAUAAAUUUUGGUUUCUUGCCGCGUGAUAAGUACAUAAAAACUCUGUUGUCUGGUGAUGUUGUCAUCUCGACGGCGGGCCAUGAGUUCUAUGGUGUAGCGAUGCUUGAAGCCACAUACUGCGGCUGUAUGCCGAUAGCGCCUAAUAAACUCGUCUACCCGGAAAUCUAUCCAAAAGAGAACCUCUACAAUACUUCCAAUCAGCUGAUUAAAAUGCUUUACAAUUGGUGUCGCAACCCGGAAUUGUUUCGGCGUCAACGGGACACAUUUUUCGAAUAUUUUACAUUCGAUCGCUACUCAGCGCAACAUUUAGUGCCUAAAUUCCUAGAGAAAUUGCGCAUUUAAUGACGCACCUCCUACAUUAUGCCAGCUUAUAGGUUUUGUGCAAUAUCUGGCGAAGCAAGAAU